AUGCUGGAGACGGUAGCAGAGUCUGGGCGCAUCUUCACCCCGCCUCCAGCUAGCCAACCAAUGAGCGCGUUGCUCGAGGCCCCGCCUCCGACGGUUGUUGCUCAUCCGGACAGGCAACAGCUCCACUUCAGCAACAUGUUCUCACUCCAGGAGUUCCUCAGCUCCCAAAUGCUCUCUUCGAUGAUGCAGCCGUCCGUGUCUACCGCUCCUCAACCGAGUUUUGGAAUGCCAUUCGACGCUCAAUUCUAUGUCCUCAUGAAUGCACAUUUACAAAAUAUGCUGAACACUAUGCCGCAAAAAGUGAAGGAAGAGGCGGAGGAGAGCGAAGAACAUAAAACACAACGUUCGUUCUCGAUCGACAACCUGCUGCGACCGGAAAGCGAAGAGAAGCAGGCAUCAAACACCCCCGAUUCGGAUCUAACAACUUAUACGCUUGAUGCUCUUGAAGUAUCCGACGGACGAACAAAGACCACACGAAAAUUCUCAAACUCUCGGUGUGUUUGCGACCAAUGUGGCAAAUCCUAUGCUACCACCAGCAAUCUAAGCCGACAUAAACAGACUCAUCGCCCCCUUGAUAGCGAACACGCUAAACAAUGUCCUCAUUGCGAUCGAGUUUACGUCAGUAUGCCAGCUCUAAGAGUUCACUGUGCUGGCAAAUCUCCGACGCCGUUCCAGCACCGUGCUAGCGCCGUGCCGGACGUAUUGAUCGAUCGGUGCCGGCACGGCGUCGGAAUGGCUCUGGCACUGGCAAUUCCAUAUGCAAUUGUUUAUAACUCUACCCUAUUCUUCUGCUCUAGGGUCAUCUUCGCUCCCAUACUGGUCAACGCCCAUUCGGCUGUGCUCAUUGUGGAAAAAGUUUUGCAGAUAGAAGCAAUUUGA
This is a messenger RNA of Cylicocyclus nassatus, 879 nucleotides long. The record is from the annotation of a GenBank genome assembly. Lineage: Eukaryota; Metazoa; Nematoda; Chromadorea; Rhabditida; Strongylidae.